Messenger RNA from Cryptomeria japonica (Japanese cedar), 1277 nucleotides. RefSeq lists its product as uncharacterized. The transcript has 3 exons. Bases 110 to 1216 code for a protein of 368 amino acids. Lineage: Eukaryota; Viridiplantae; Streptophyta; Pinopsida; Cupressales; Cupressaceae. The record is from RefSeq and is a predicted model, not a curated record.
UGUGCCAACCUUCAUUUUCAUUUUAAUUGCAUUGUAUAUAUCCUCUCCAUCUAAAGAUCUCUGCAUCUAAAGUCUGAAUCGGAUAUUCCAAGGCCGAUUAAGCUCUCCCAUGAUAAAGGUUUUAGGAGAAAUGAAACUUGAUAAGCCCAUCAGAGAUAUAUUUCUGGUUUCUUCCCUAACGGUGCUUAUCUUGCUAUGUUACUUGGUCGGCAAAGGACCUUUGCCUCUGUCUACAGAAACUGAAGCCACAUCUCCAUCUACAAAAACUGAAGCCACAUUUCCAUCUACAAUAACUGAAGCCACAUCUCCAUCUAUAGAAGUUGCAAGUGAUGCAGACGAGCUGGAGAUUGCUUUGGCGAAGGCUUCAAUGCCAAACAGGACUCUGAUCAUCACACCAGUGAAUGGGGCAUGGAUGGAGCCAAACAGUUUAAUAGAUCUUUUUCUAGAAAGCUUUCGGGUAGGGGAAGGAACACACAUGUUACUUAACCACCUCCUGAUUGUGGGCAUGGAUGUAAAAGCUUUCAACCGCUGUAAAGAAAUUCAUCCCCAUUGCUAUGAGCUUAGAACCGAGGGUGUUGAUUUUUCUGGGGAAAAGUUCUUCAUGUCACCUGAUUACGUCAAGAUGACGCAGACUAAAAUUCUCUUUCUGAAGACUGUGGUGGAAAGAAGAUAUAAUUUCGUAUUUACUGAUGCAGAUGUAAUGUGGUUACGAAACCCAUUCCAAAGGCUCUCAAAAGGGGUAGAUUUUCAAAUAUCUUGUGAUGACUACAACCAUAAUCCACAUGCUCUCUCAAACCAUCCAAAUACUGGAUUUUCAUUUGUUAAUGCCAAUGAACGAACUGCUAAACUCUAUGAGCUUUGGUAUGCCUAUACUAUUCGAUAUCCCAAAAUACAUGAUCAAAACGUCUUUAAUAGGAUGAAAUAUUCUAAAAACUUUACUCACAUUGGUCUAGAUAUCUUGUUCCUUGAUACAAGUUACUUUGGUGGAUUUUGUGAGCCAAAGGCAAAAUUAGAAGAUGUUUGCACUAUGCAUGCAAAUUGUUGUAAAGGUUUAAGGGCUAAGAUUGGUGAUCUCAGAGCAACUCUCAAUGAUUGGGUGCUAUUUAAAUCUUUCAACCCAAAUUCUCCUUUUGAAUUAAGAAGAAGAAGAGAGAUGGGUUGGACAAACAAAACAGAAUGCCAAGACUCUUUGCAUCAUAGAAAGCCUUAUAGGUGAAAUGUUAAUGGUUCUCAACUAUUUGAGAGAAGAAAAAUGUAAAUAUGGAUAAAAAUUAAGA